This is a messenger RNA of Penicillium samsonianum, 702 nucleotides long. RefSeq names its product Short-chain dehydrogenase/reductase SDR. NCBI's taxonomy places the organism in Eukaryota, Fungi, Ascomycota, Eurotiomycetes, Eurotiales, Aspergillaceae. The coding region runs from base 1 to 702 and encodes 233 amino acids. The transcript has 5 exons. The record is from RefSeq and is a predicted model, not a curated record.
AUGUCUCUUACUGGUAAAGUUGCUCUCGUCACCGGCGGUGUUAAGAACCUUGGAGCUCAUAGUGCCCUCGAGCUGGCUGGAGUGGGCGCCAAUCUUGCUCUACACUAUCAUUCGUCCAGCGACAAGGAUACAGCCGCGCUAGAAGCCAAGCUUAAGGAAAAGAAUCCUUCAAUCAAGCUAUUCAAAGAUGUUGUUCGUGACUUCGGCCACGUUGAUAUUGUGGUCAACACGGUUGGCAAAGUGCUGAAGAAGCCUAUCACAGACAUCAGCGAGGAAGAAUAUGACUCGAUGUUCGCUGUGAACUCCAAAACUGCAUUCUUCAUUUUGAAGGAAGCUGCUACUCAUGUGACUGAUGGCGGAAAGAUCAUCAGCAUUGUCACUGCGCUCCUGGGCGCGUUUACUGGCUACUAUACUUCUUACGCUGGUAGCAAAGCUCCCGUGGAGCACUUUACUCGGGGUGUUUGCAAGGAGCUCCAGUCUCGCAGGAUCAGUGUGAACAAUGUCGCCCCGGGGCCAAUGGAUACACCUUUCUUCUAUCCCCAGGAGUCUCCAGAAGCCGUGGAAUUCCACAAGGCAAAUGGCAUGGGGAACCGUCUUACUAUGGUUGAGGACAUUGCUCCUAUCAUUCGCUUCCUUUGCACUGAUGGUGCUUGGAUCACCGGCCAGACGAUUUUCGCCAACGGUGGAUACACUACUCGUUGA